AUGUUCUUUUUUAAUGAAAAUUAUAUUUCACCAGUAGUGAUAUCAAUUUUUUUUCUUGUUUUAUUUACAUUUAAGGACUUACAUUUUUCAAAUAAUCAUUCUCAAAAAAAUGGGAAGCAAAGGUUUCUGUUUGAGAAUUUAAAUAAAGUUCUUCCGGAAAAAUUGAAUAUUUAUGACUAUAAUAAUUUUCACAUACCAAAUUUUGUUGAAAUAAAGUUAAAAAAUAAUAAUAAUCAAGAUAUAGAGAAAAGUAGUGAUGAAAAUGAAAAAAAUUAUGACUAUAAAAAAAAAUGCGAAGAUAAUAGUAAAAAUCUUUUAAAUAAUAUUUAUAAAAAAAUAAAAAAAAUUUUCGGGGUUUCAUCGUUUGACACAGAAGAAUGUAUAAAUAAUGAGAAACAUAAAAAAUUCAAUGAAAAUUUUAAUUAUUUUAUUGAGAAUAAUUUAUCAAUUGGAAUAACACCAGUUUGCUUAAUUGACACAGGAAUUAAUACUAAAGAUAGUUUAAUAAAACAUUUUUUAAAAUAUGAAAACAAAAAUGAAGACUAUGAUCUUUCUUCAUUUGAAUUAGAAACUAAUUAUAAUGCUCAUUAUGGAAUUAAUACAGAAAUAUGUAAUGAAUAUAAUUAUUCAUAUUGUGAAUCUUCAAAUUUAGAAGAUACUGAUAACCAUGGAACAUAUGUUGCUAAUACAAUAAUUAAAAGUGAAUUAUUAAAAGAAAAAAAAGUAUUUAAAAAAAGUACUAGGUUAGUAGCUUGCAAAGCUUUUGGAAGUAAGAUGGAUUCUCAUUUAAUACCAUUAAUUAAAUGUUUAGAAUAUUGUAAAAUGAAAAAUGUAAAAAUAAUUCAUGUAAGUUAUAAUAUUUAUGAAAAGAAUGAAAAAUUAAUUGAAAUUAUGGAUGACUUAGAAAAAUCCCAAAUAAUAGUAGUAUCUCCUACACAUAAUAUAUAUAAUAAAAAAACAAAAAGCAAAAACAACGAUGAUGAAUAUAAUAAAAAAAGAUUUUAUCCAUCAUCUUUUUCUGAAAAGUACGAAAAUGUUUUUUCUAUUGGAGCUUUAAAAUAUUCUCAAGAAUUUAAGAGCGAUAAAAUAAAGGCAAUAUUACUAAAUAAUGACGAUAAAAAAGUAUUAAAUAUGGAAAAUACAACUUUAUUUAAUUUUACAUAUAGAACAAAUUUAUCUGAAAAAAAAGAUUCAGAUAUAGAAUAUUCCUCUAAUUAUGCUUCAGCAUCUUUUGUUAAUACUUUAAUAAUUAUGCUAAAUAUAAAUCCCAAAUUAUCUAUAAGUAAAAUAAGAGAUAUUUUAAAAAAAUCAAUAGUCGUUGAAAAUGAUCUAAAACCGCUAUCAAACUGGGGGGGUUACAUUAACGUAUCCAGAGUAAUUAAUGACUCAUUAAAAGAUAGAAAAAAAUUUUAUAAAUUAUUUUAUAUGGAUAUAUAUAAUGAUAAACAACAGAGAUUAUAUGACAUGUAUUCAACAAUUGCACCAAACACUAGACUACUCUCAAAAGUAAUGUAUAAGAAAGCUAAUGGUCAAAUGGAUUUAGAUAAAACUUACGUAGAUACUGAUAAUGACCUUAUAGAAUAUAAUGGAAGUAAAUAUAUAACAAAAGAAAAAGAGAAUAAAUAUGACAAUCAUAAUGAUAAUUCAUUAAUGUUAGUAAAUGAUGAAGAUAUUGAUUAUAAAAUAUCAUUAGACAUUAAAAACGAAGACAUUCCACAAAAAAGAAAAGAUAAAAGUUCACUAAAUAUUGAAAAUGAAGUAAUAGAUGAUGAUAUAGACACAUUUUCAAAUGAUUUUCAAAAUUCUCAGAAUGAAAUGUUUUUUGAUAAUAGUGAAACAUUUAAUAACAAUAAAAAGGUUUAUGAUUAUAGCUCUGAUAAAGACAAAUACAACUUGAACGAAACAUAUUCUUAUGGUGAAAAUGCUUUCAAUUAUAAUGAUCCGUAUGCCCAUCCUUCUUACAAUAGUUUUUUGCAGAUGCCAUAUAAUGAUGAAAUUCCAUCAAGAAAUGAAGAAUAUAUGUAUCAAAAUUAUGAAGAUAAUGAUUAUAUAUUUGAUAAUAAUAAUAAAAAUAACGUUUACAAAAAUAGUAAUUAUGAAAAUAUAUAUAGGAAUUCUAAUAAUAUAAAUGAAUUUAAUAAAGAUCAAGAUUAUGAAAAUAAUGAAAAAUUCUAUAAUUAUGCUUUACAUGAAUUAGAUGAAAAUGAUGAUUAUAAAUAUAAUAAGAAUAAUUAUAAAGAUGAUAAUUUAUCUUUAUUUAAUCAAAAUAACGAUAUAACAGAAGAUUUAUCUUCAAGGAAAAAAAGAUAUACACCAUAUUUAGAAGAAUCAAUAAAUUAUAGAAUGGCACAACCUUAUGUAGGAGAAAUAGACGAACAGAACUAUAUAUAUACGAAGAAAAACAAAUUAACAGAUGAAAAAUAUAAAAAUACUUCAAGAUCUAAAAAAAAUCCAAAAGUAAAAAAGAGAAAUCAAAAAAGAGAAAAACUCUUAUCAAAAAAGAAUAAAUCAAGGACAAGAAGUUUAUCAAAAAAAGCAAAAGCAGAAACUGAAAAACCUAGAAAAAUGACAAGAAAGAAGAUAAAAAAGAGGCCAAAGAAAAAAAAUAUAUCUAUUGAAAGUAGACAAAAAAAAUCCAAGAGAGUUCCUUUAAAAAAAAGAAGUUCACUAAAAAAUAGACAAAAAAAGCUAUCUAAGAGAGAAUCAGAGUUAAAAAAAAUCCCAAGUAAGUUACCAAGAAAGAAAGGACUUAUAAAAAAUACGUCAAACAAAAAACAACAAAAGAAAUUUCGCAACAAGAUAUAA
Plasmodium gallinaceum is the source of this 2805-nucleotide messenger RNA. Its product is annotated as conserved Plasmodium protein, unknown function. The transcript has a single exon. The record is from RefSeq and is a predicted model, not a curated record. Gene Ontology annotation, molecular function: serine-type endopeptidase activity. Gene Ontology annotation, biological process: proteolysis. Lineage: Eukaryota; Apicomplexa; Aconoidasida; Haemosporida; Plasmodiidae. The coding region runs from base 1 to 2805 and encodes 934 amino acids.